Oreochromis aureus is the source of this 3469-nucleotide messenger RNA. RefSeq lists its product as uncharacterized. The coding region runs from base 2012 to 2869 and encodes 285 amino acids. Lineage: Eukaryota; Metazoa; Chordata; Actinopteri; Cichliformes; Cichlidae. The record is from RefSeq and is a predicted model, not a curated record. The transcript is spliced from 10 exons.
UGUGUGAGGGGUGGAGUCUUUACCUUGUUUGAGAAACAGCUGCAUGUGUAUAUUUAGCACUUUCAAUUUUCAAAAGAUACAUUUUUCAGGAGCUCAGUCUGAGAAAACUGAUAAUGAUGCAUCACAGUGCUGGAGGUACGGUGGGUCCUCUUGGAUUCUGCACACCUGGUAGUAACAAACUCACCUGCUGGCUUUUACCUGAAGCCUUUUAGUCACCGUCUCAUCAUGUUUAUUGUAAAUAAAACUUCUGAACUUUUUCUCCAAGCCUUCAUAUUGAACUUGAUCUGUAUCCAUUUUAAAUCCUUGUAAACACCUGCACUGUUUUGUUACUGUGGGUUAAAAAGUGUCAAAACCGUUUAUGAACAAACAAUAGUAUGAAGACAUCUUGAAUGUCACAAGAGAGGAAACUGUGGGUUUUUUAAAGCUGUUUUUCUGGCCUUUCCUUUCCUGCUCACAGCUUUAAUCAGAUUUCUUCUUCUUUUUUAUUGGUCGCUGUGCUCACGUAUAAACACUGUAAGAGGAACUAAAGGAGAUGAGCUGCUGUGCCCCAUCUAAGGGUGUAACUUCUGAUUCAGACUCCAUUUUCAGAUAAUGCACAAGACUGUAAAGUUAUUCUUCUAGGAACUCCGAAGUGGCGGGCGGCCACGAGUUUUCAAUAAAUGCAGCAAAGCGCCCGUCUUGAAGAAGCCGUGCCUGUGUUGUCAUUUCGGAGUUAGAGUGAAAACUUGCCCUAGCUGGUGCCGGUGAGAAGCUCAUUAAGAAGACGGCAGCUGCAGAGAGUGACGGUAAAGUGGAGCGACACAAGAGGGCGCCAUUACACAAGCUCACCGUUCACAAGCAGCCAAGCACAGCAGCAUCGAUGCUAUCCAACUGGAGUAAGGAAUCCAGGCUGAAAGAAAUCACAGUUCAGCAGAGCCUGAUGAAGUCAGGUUGGUGGGAAAAGCCAGUCACUGUGGAGGUACACUGGAGAUGAAACAUGUGAGAGAAUGGAGACCAGUAGAUUUCUAUAACUGGACCCUGAAGAAAGCAGCUGUGGUCUGUGAACAUCUGGACUGUGGCUCUGCUGUUUCUGUACGAGAGAGAAAGUCCCCACGGAGAUUCAUAUGGUCGAUCAGACCUGACUGUUUUCAGUCCGGAUCUAAGUUGGGGGAUUAUUACCCUCUACCACCAUCCUCAAUCUCACCUGUUUAGGCUCAGCCAGAAGCAGCUGCUCACCUGGCAAAGCUGUUGGACUCACCUGCUCAGAGUCUGUCAGGUUGGUGGGAGGAGCCAGUCACUGCACAGGUACAUUGGAGGUAAAACACCUGGGUGAAUGGAGACCAGUGGAUGACAAUGGCUGGACCAUGAAGCCAGCAGCUGUUGUCUGUGAACAUCUGGACUGUGGCUCUGCAGUUUCUGUAGAACUGAUAUUUAAGUCACACGGAUCUGUUUGAAGGAUCAACCCUGACUGUGUUCAGUCUGGAUCUCCUCUGAGGGAGUGCUGUUUUACAGCUGAUCCAAAGUUUAGGUCCACAUGCCUUAAAAAGGCAAAAUCUGUGCAAAAAUGUGGAUUCAUUGUCAUUUUCUGUCAGGUAGUCUCACUGUCAUGACGUUCUGAUGGCAAAGGCAAAAAAACGUUUCCUUUUUGAACGAGGUCGGGUUGUUGAAUUGCAUAAGCAGGGUCUCUCACAGCACGCCAUCACUGCUGAGGUGGGACACAGUAAGACGGUCAUUUGGAAUUCCUUAAAUAAUCCUGAGGGUUAUGGAACAAAAAAGUCAAGUGGAAAAAUGUCACCAGCACUGAGCCGGAGGAUCCAAUUGGCUGUCCGUAAAGACACUGGAAGAUUCUCGACCCAAAUUAAGGCCGUUACUGAUGCCGACUGCAGCCCCAUAACCAUCAGACGACAUCUGAGACUGAAGGGCUUCAAAAACAAAACAUGUCUUCAAAGGCCUCGACUCCUUGGACACCACAGAACUGACCGUUUGGACCAAACAUAGGACACUGAAAGGUGGAAGAAAGUUUUAUUCUCUAAUGAGAACAAAUGUAACCUUGAUGGUCCAGAUGGUUUCCAGCGUUACUGGCAUGAUAAGCAGAUCCCACCUGAGGUGUUUUCUACGCCCACAGUGGAGGAGGCACCAUAAUGGUCUGGGGUGCUUUUUACUUCAGUGGAACAAUGGAGCUUCAGGAGAUGCAGAGGCGUCAAACCGCCACUGGCUAUGUCCAAGUAAGUCCUCAUACAGAUUUGUGUUGAAGAUCAGUCCUGAUUGUUUCCAGCUGAGAUCUUCCCGAAGAGAAUGUGUAGAACCAUCUUACUCUUCCUCUGUGCUCUAUGUCACCUGUUCAGACCUGCUGGCUCAGCCAAACAUUAUUGUCCCCGCCUCCAUGGACGGGGUCUCUGAGGCACGGCAGCAGGGGCUUCGGGUAUCCAGGGGCUACAGCUUCACCAUCAGCUGCUCCAUCCAGCCACAGUACCCAGGAGGCUCCUUCCAGCUCACCUUCACUUCCUCCAAUACAGCAUACAAUUACACCCAGCCAGUUGUCAAUCACUCUGCCCACUUCCUGUUUCCUGUCACAGAGCCUGCCCACCAAGGAAACUACAGCUGCUUUUAUCAUGUUUAUGUUUUUUCUCAUAACUUCUCGUCUGAGAGCCGCCAGCUGUGCGUGACUGUCUCAGAUCAUCCAGAUCUCACAGGCUUCAUCAUCAGAGCGCUCGUCCUGCCGCUGAUCCUGCUGUUGGAGAGCGUUGUUCUGUAUCUCUACUGUAAGACCAGCAGGGGGCAGAAGCUGGGCAGACAGGAGAACAUCAAGCUGGUUAACCGUAACAUUGGUGUUGGUGCAGCUGAAGAAGGGCCGGCUGAAGAGGAGGGAGCUCAUCUCAUAUCCAGAUGAAGUUCUCAGCUCAUCCAUCACCUCAGUCAUAGAUUUUACUUUUUUUCUACCAAAGAUUCCGUUAAUCAGUCAGGCUGGAAUGAUUCUGUUUUCUUACUGCCAGCAUGAAAAGAACAAAACCAUCAAAGUGUUUCAGGUUUUUAAAUCACAUUUUUACACAGAAAUUAGCCCCUAAUGUACCUGCUGUUCAACACUAACUGCAGGUGAAGUCGAACCAGACAUCAUCCUGUGUGUGACGCUGACCUUGACCUGCGGGAUGCAGAGGUGGUCUGUAGGGAGCUUGGCUGUGGGCCUCCUUCGGUCCUCCAGGGGGCGCUCUAUGGAGAAGCGGAGGCUCUAGUGUGGAACAGAGUCUGCUCUCCUGGCAGAACUUUAUAUAAAUAAAGGAUAUUUGUUCUGCCUUUUAUAAGUUACGCUGGAUAAUACAGUUUUGUAAACUGCCCUAGAGCCCCCUCUAGUGGCUGCUUUGUAAUAUUGUUUUGAUUACUUUGGAAAAAGAAAAAUAGAGGAAGCAGAAAAUCCAAGAUGGCUGAACGUAAUGCUGAAGUAUUAUUGUUCUAAGCCAGGGGUCUCGAACUCCAGGCCUCGAGGGCCGGUGUC